Messenger RNA from Protopolystoma xenopodis, 459 nucleotides. NCBI's taxonomy places the organism in Eukaryota, Metazoa, Platyhelminthes, Monogenea, Polystomatidea, Polystomatidae. The record is from the annotation of a GenBank genome assembly.
AUGUCAGAUUCCUGCUUUAACGAAUCAGUCAGCAGUCCUCCACCAUCGCCACAACCCCAUAAGGCUUGUCAGCUUUGCUUGCGUCGCUUCCUUUCUGGUCGCCCUAUCUUUGAGGCUAAACCAGCUGGUCGUAAGACCUCUGGCGCAAAUCCUGCUUUCUUCAUCACCUCUCCUAUGCGCAUAACUACAGGGACUCCAUUUCUUAACACCUUUUCGCCUUCGCCACCUCCACCUUCAUCGCGUCUGCAUCCGCCUUCAUCGACUCAGUCAUCGUCAUCCAGACUUCAACAACAGACUUCUAUGUUGGGUCACGCUAGACAUUCCGCCUUCCCGACAUGUUCUCAUUGGCCUCCGCCAAGCCGACAACCGCACAGUCCCCUUUGCCAUCCAAAUAAUGAAUCAACAUUUCUGCCAAGCACUCCCCCGCUAACUUCUGUAAGCUGGCCUCUAGCUAGAUAG